AUUCCCCCAAUCUCCACCCGCCAUCGUCGUCUUCCCCAACCCCAGCCAGAUCUCCCCACCACCGCCGGAACCCCUGCGCACGGGCGCGCAAGGCGGGCGGCGAUGGCGUCGUCGCAGGCGAACAUGGACAAGAUGCAGCUGCGCCAGAGCUACCGCAACCUCUGGCACACCGACCUCACCAACGCCAUCCAGGCCGACUUCCCCUACUGCUGCCUCUCGCUCUGGUGUGGACCAUGCGUGUCAUACAUGCUUCGUAAAAGGGCUCUCUACAAUGACAUGUCAAGGUAUGUGUGCUGUGCUGGCUAUAUGCCUUGCAGUGGAAGGUGUGGUGAAAGCAAAUGCCCAGAAUUCUGUCUCGCUACUGAGGUGUUUCUGUGCUUUGGUAAUUCAGUUGCUUCAACCCGCUUCUUGCUUCAAGAUGAAUUCAACAUACAGACAACAAAGUGUGAUAACUGCAUCAUUGGUUUCAUGUUCUGCCUUCAGCAAGUUGCUUGCAUCUUCUCAAUAGUUGCUGCUAUUGUUGGCAGUGAGGAACUUUCAGAGGCUUCCCAGAUCCUUUCCUGCCUGUCUGAUAUGGUCUACUGCUCGGUUUGCGCCUGUAUGCAGACACAGCACAAAGUUGAAAUGGACAAGAGGGAUGGGAAGUUCGGCCCACAGCCCAUGUCAGUGCCUCCGGUGCAGCAAAUGUCACGCAUCGAUCAGCCUAUCCCUCCUCCUGCUGGUUAUGCACCACAACAAGCAUACGGCCAGCCUUACGGUGGCUAUCCACCUCCCCCUCCAGCUCAGGGUUACCCACCGCCGCCAGCUCAAGGUUACCCACCAGCAGGUUACCCACCGGCAGGUUACCCGCCAGCAGGUUACCCCCAGGGCCAGGGUGCUGCAUACCCUCCACCUGGUUCCUCCUAUCCCCCACCUGGUUCCUACCCCCCUCAACAGGGAUACUAUGGAAAGUAAAAUGCGUGCAGUGCAGCAAUCAAAGUGAUACCACUUAGCAUUGCAAGAG
This is a messenger RNA of Lolium rigidum, 1003 nucleotides long. RefSeq lists its product as uncharacterized. Bases 103 to 954 code for a protein of 283 amino acids. NCBI's taxonomy places the organism in Eukaryota, Viridiplantae, Streptophyta, Magnoliopsida, Poales, Poaceae. The record is from RefSeq and is a predicted model, not a curated record. The transcript has 8 exons.